UAAUAUCAUCGGAAGGGACGAAAACCUCCGCACCUCAAUCGAGGACGCAGAUGAAUGGCUGCCAAGGGCGGGCUUCGUCCCGACUAAACUCGCCUCGUGAUCCUCGGAGCCAACUCUAUAUGUGCAAGACCCGAAAGGACGUUGACGCCGCCAGUCCCCGACCCAAGCCCACAUCCUCGCCCUCGGCUUCCGCCGCCUCCGACGCAGUCCGCCCCUCCUACUACUUCGCCCCCGUUGCCAGCUCCGCCAGUACAGGCGGCGACCGCCACGCCCGCCGCCUCCUCUAUGACUCCGACUUCGACUCCUCCGCCGCCUCCGUCGCUGCCAACCUCCGGCUCUCCCUCUCCCAGGAAAGCCACCCCUUCCACUACUCCUUCAUCGAGAUCCUCUCCGCCACCGAUCGCUUCCUCUCGCCGCCGCUGUCCCCCUCUGCCGAUUCAUGGCGCUGCCGCCUACGCGGCGGCGAUGCCGUUGUGUUCCGCCGCCCCUUCCUCGGCAACACCGCCGUGUUGCCCUCCCGCAUCGCCGCCCUUUGCCGGAGCCAUCAUGGCAGCGUCGUGGAGCUCCUCGGCGCUUCCCUCGCAGAUGACUAUAUCUACAUCGUCUAUAGCUACGUCGCCGGCGCCAGCCUCUUCCGGUGCCUCAGGAACCCCCAAAACCCCAGCUUCACCCCGCUCGCUUCCUGGUUCUCCCGCGUUCAGGUCGCCGCCGACGUCGCUCAGGGCCUCGAGUACAUCCACCACCACUCCGAGACGGUCCACAACUGGGUGAAGAGCUCCGGCAUCAUCAUCACUGAGCCUGGCCUGCGCGCCAAGAUUUGCCACUUCGGCGCCGCAGAGCUGGCCGGCGAGGUUCCUGCCAACGAUGACGACAUUGAUGGGAAGGUAUUGGACGACUCGGCCGCGGCGGCGGCGGAGCUGGCGAGGUCGAGGAGCCGAGGGAAGAAGAUCGAAUGGACGAGGGGAUACAUGGCGCCGGAAGUGCUCGCCGGCGGUGUGGUGUCGCGUCGGUCCGACGUGUUCGCGUUUGGGGUGGUGCUCCUGGAGCUUCUCUCAGGGGAGGAGCCGGUGAGGUACCGGUUCUGCCAAGAGAAAGACGCCAUCGAGAAGGUGUCGGUGAUCGAGACGGCGAGGGCGGCGAUGGGGCCGGAAGGAGAGGACGAGGCGGAGGAGGAGGAGGAGGAGGAGGGGAGGAGGGGAAGGAUAAGGAGGUGGGUGGACAGGAGGUUGGGCGACUCGUUUCCGGUGGAUGGUGCGGAGGAGGGGAUGCGGGUGGCGCUGAGGUGCGUGGCGGAGGAGGCGGCGGAGAGGCCGCAGAUGGUGUGGGUGGCGGGGAAGCUGUCGAAGCUGCUAAUCCAGGCCAAGGCGUGGGACGACCGGCUGAAGACAACUCCCACCCGCUACCUGACAUCCGUUGGCCCCAGAUGAACGAGUGGGCGAGUCAACUCGGCCGGUUCGCUGGUCUUUAACUGGCUGACUCGCUGUGACUCGCUGGGUUAUGCUUCAAACCCCUCGCAGGGACUACGAAACAGAAACAAAUGGGGCUAUCUUGACAUGCUGCAAUUUGCUCUUGUUUCCUUUUUCCUUCAUUUUCACGGCUUACACAUCGAAGAAGAUGAGCACUGGCUGGAUAAUGAUUGAUUGUUUGUUUUUAUACAAUUCAGCAAACAAAAUUGUCAUCUGCAGAAACACAAAGCUCUCUUCUAUUCUCAUAUGCUUCCUGCAUUGUAUCACUUUCCACAAUUGAGAUAGCAACGGUCUCUCCUGACUUCCUUGAA
Messenger RNA from Musa acuminata subsp. malaccensis (wild Malaysian banana), 1777 nucleotides. Its product is annotated as lysM domain receptor-like kinase 3. Lineage: Eukaryota; Viridiplantae; Streptophyta; Magnoliopsida; Zingiberales; Musaceae. Gene Ontology annotation, molecular function: protein kinase activity; ATP binding. The record is from RefSeq and is a predicted model, not a curated record. Gene Ontology annotation, biological process: protein phosphorylation.